Molecule: messenger RNA, 1263 nt
Organism: Phaethon lepturus (White-tailed tropicbird)
Lineage: Eukaryota; Metazoa; Chordata; Aves; Phaethontiformes; Phaethontidae
Product: molybdenum cofactor sulfurase-like
Exons: 8
Coding region: 1-1263 (420 amino acids)
Molecular function (GO): pyridoxal phosphate binding; molybdenum ion binding; catalytic activity
Source: RefSeq, a predicted model, not a curated record
AUGGCGACCAGGGCGGGCAAACAGGACGUGGUGUGUCAGAAGGGCAUGGCGCAUCAGUUUGCGCAGCACUUCACGCAGGCAGGGCAUGCAGGGCAGGCGUGCGGGCAGGGCGCAGUCCCUGCCCUGGCUCUAGAGGCUUUCUCGAUGAGUGAUUAUCGCCCUCCCAGAAGAGGUCCAGCUAUGGUCUCCACUCAGCUGAAAGCCAUUGCCGGAAGGAAUGUGGUAACCCGGACCGAGUCCUCACUCAGGCAUGCAGCUGUCCAGGUGUCCGGCUGCAGGGGGUGCCUGAGCCUGUCACUCAUGCCAGAGGCAGCGGAGACACCACCUGCGUGCAGUGCAACCAGCAUGAAUCUAUUAAUGCAGCUAACAUUGUCUAAACCUUUGUAUCCCCUUCUGAUGCUUUUCCAGGUUACAGAAUGGCCAGUGGGAAACCAGGGUUUGCUGUAUGACCGUAGCUGGAUGGUUGUAAACCAGAAUGGAGUCUGUAUGACUCAGAAGCAGGAGCCAAGGUUGUGUCUUGUAAAUCCCUCAAUUGAUCUGAAGAAAAAGGUUAUGGUCAUCCAGGCAGAAGGCAUGGACCCAAUAUCUGUAUCACUAGAAGAAAAUGCUGGAAAAGAGGCUGUGAUCUGUGAGAGUAAAGUCUGUUCACACAGGGUAAAAACAUAUGACUGUGGAGAAAGAAUUGCUGGCUGGUUCUCUUUGUUUCUUGGUCGUCCAUGUCGCUUGAUAAGACAAAGUUCAGACAAGGAAAACAGGUCGCAUCAGAAAAAUACAAAAGGUCUGGCAUCUGCUACAAACAUCUCGCUCUCUCUUGUGAAUGAAGCACAAUACCUCCUGAUAAACGUAGCAAGCAUUCUGCAGCUGGAAGAACAUAUUUCUGCAAGAUUGGAAGAGCCAUUGGAAAUAGAGGAAUUAAUCCGACGUUUCCGUGCCAACAUUGUCAUCAGUGCACCAGAGUCCUUUGAAGAAGAAGAGUGGGCUGAGAUUUCAAUAGGUGCUCUGCGAUUCCAGGUUGUGGGUCCAUGUAGCAGAUGUCAAAUAAUCUGCAUUGAUCAACAGUCUGGAGAACGAAACAAAGAAUUUCUGCAGUCUCUGUCUGCUGCCAGAGGUAGAAAGACAAACUUUGGCAUAUAUCUGAUGAACCAGCCCUUGCGCUCAUCCUUUCCAGAUAUUUUAUCAGUUGGGUCUCAAGUACUUCCAGUGCUGAAGGAGAACACAGAAAUUCAGCCCCCGACACCCAGCGAAGAAAAAUGUUCGGGAUAG